Molecule: messenger RNA, 1333 nt
Organism: Cuscuta epithymum
Lineage: Eukaryota; Viridiplantae; Streptophyta; Magnoliopsida; Solanales; Convolvulaceae
Source: the annotation of a GenBank genome assembly
GAAGCCCAUGGUGCAAACGAAGAUGACUUCGGCCCUAUGGUCGAGGGCUCCAAACACCCGGAGACAGCUAGAUUUGGGCAUGUGAAGCUACUGAGAGAAAACGACAGAAAGGCAGUAGCCCUCGGUCGGGGAGCCUUCGGCCAUACAUGAAGCCUUUGGCCAUACAUGAAGCCUUCGACCAUAUAAUCCAGUCCGAAGGGUCUACGCGCUACGAAGCUUCCUCUGAAGACAUGCAACCACCGCAUUCAAUGCGGCGUCACAUUCAACCACCGCAUUUAAUGCGGUGCACAUGCAAAUGCUGGGGCCACCAUGAUGGACGUGACCCUCGGCCAUUAGAGGAUUGACAUGUGUACUCGCUUAACAUUUAUGGCUGUUACUUGUGAUCAUCAUGGUCUAUUUUUAUAUCAGAAACAAUAUAUUGCGGAUAUUAUUGAUCGGGCCGACAUGACUAAUUGCAUCUCAUGUCCCACACCCAUUGACACUAAGCCUAAACUGAAUGCAUCUCCAGGAACUCCGUUUGAAAAUCCUACUCAAUAUCGCAAUCUUGUAGGUGCCUUGCAAUAUAUUACUUUUACUAGACUAGACAUCUCUUACGCGGUCCAACAAGUUUGUCUUCACAUGCAUGAUCCACACACCGAGCAUAUGAGUGAUCUUAAGCGUAUCAUUCGUUAUUUGCAAGGUACCAUGUCUCAUGGUUUAUUCUUCAAUAAAUCUUCCGUUGAUAAGCUUAUCUCGUAUACUGAUGCUGAUUGGGAGGCUGUUCAGAUACUAGAAGGUCCACUUCAGGGUAUUGUGUCUUUCUUGGGGACAAUCUAAUUUCAUGGUCCUCCAAGCGCCAGCCAACUUUAUCCCGUUCUAGUGGAGAAGCAGAGUAUUGUGGAGUUGCCAAUGUUGUCUCUGAGACAUGCUGGAUCAGAAACUUAUUACUAGAGCUUCAUUGCCCACUUUCUACAGCCACACUUGUGUAUUGUGACAAUGUGAGUGCCAUUUACUUGUCCCGAAAUCUGGUGCAGCACCAGCAGACCAAACAUAUCGAAAUGGACAUUCAUUUUGUUCGUGAAAAAGUUGCUAAAGGUGAAGUACGAGUUCUACAUGUUCCCUCACGCUAUCAAAUUGCAGACAUUUUUACGAAAGGGAUUCCCCGUGUUUUAUUUGAUGAUUUCUGUGCACGCCUUAACGUCCGCGAAGCUCCCGCUAAGACUGCGCAGGAUUUCUGUGCACGCCUUAACGUCCGCGAAGCUCCCGCUAAGACUGCGCAGGAGUGUUAGAAUACGUUAGAAUAUAUGCUCAAUAUAUUCUAUUUAUUAUGUACUCCCUCCGUAUCAAAUUAAUU